GUAGACCCCGCAAAAUAUCACUCCAAAUUGCAAUUCCUUUCACUCUCUUCCUCAUUCGUCAAUUCUCAUUUCAGCUCACCGGUUCCUGUUUUCCCUUUUUCUCUCUGCAAGAGCCUUUUCCUAUCUCCCCCUUAAUAUCAAAUCAGAUAUUAUCAUUACCCAUCUCCCAUUUCCACGAUUUCCCGAUCUCCUUUACUUAUAUCCAGUAUCCACCACUCAUUCUGAUUUAAACCUUCAACCACAAUUCAAUCGCUGCCUUUAGGGAUUUUCAACCUCUUGGCUUCCUUCUAUAAUCUUGUAUGGCAGUGAGGGGCGUCGAUUUUAAGUGGUAUGAUGGGUUUUUCCUGUCAAUGCUUGCCACUAGUAUAAUUAUAGUUGCAAUCAACUGGAAGCGUUACCAUCUAUGCACAAACCCACUACACAUAUGGAUCGUGGUUGAUUAUACCACGGUCUUCAUAUUUCGUCUGUUGAUGUUUGUGGACAAUGGGCUUGCUGCUGGAAUGGGAUUGGAUUUUGGUCGUCAGCAGAGACAUGCUCGAUUUUGUGGAAGGGUGGUGGUGUUAUCAAUUCUCUCUGUGUUUCUCUACCCCUUUCUCUGGGCAUGGACUGUAAUCGGUUCUCUAUGGUUCAGUAGUUCAAAAGACUGUCUCCCUGAAGAAGGUCAGAAAUGGGGUUUUCUGAUAUGGUUGCUUUUCAGCUACAGCGGGCUCGUUUGCAUUGCUGCAUUGUGUAUGAAAAAGUGGUUAACAAGAAGGAAAGCUCAUUCACUACGCGCUCAACAAGGAAUUCCAAUUUCAGAAUACGGGGUGUUUGUUGAUAUGGUUCGUGUACCGGAUUGGGCAUUUGAAACUGCUGCAGGCCAAGAGAUGAGAGGCAUGGCUCAAGAUGCUACUUCAUAUCAUCCUGGGCUUUACUUAACUGAACCCCAGAGAGAAGCGGUAGAGGCACUAAUCCAAGAACUUCCAAAGUUCAUGCUGAAAGCGGUUCCAACUGAUUGUAGCGAGUGUCCGAUUUGUUUGGAAGAGUUUCAUGUCGGGAAUGAGGUGCGGGGUCUACCAUGCGCACAUAACUUUCAUGUAGCAUGCAUUGAUGAAUGGCUACGAUUGAAUGUGAAAUGCCCUCGAUGCCGAUGUUCGGUCUUCCCUAAUCUUGACCUUACGGCUCUCUCCACCAUUCCGGUUGACCAUGACCGGUUGACCGUUUCAUCGACUCGUUACAUGAGGAGUCAACCAGGUAGUCAGAGUUAUCUGUUGAGAAUGCAAGGUUUCCUUCGUCCUGUUCGCACUGGAAAUGCCGAUUCCGAUUCCGCCUCUAGUUCCGAUUCCGAUUGUGCUUUGGAAAGGGCGGAAAACGGUGGUCAACCGUCUGAGAAUCGUGGUCUUCAUCAUACAAGUAGUACACAGCCUGAACAAUGAUUGUUUUGACCUCCCGCCUCAUGAGUGAAUGAGGUGUAAGUUUUGAUCCUUGUUUACAGAUUUAUGUAUAAUGUAUUAUUGAUCAUUUGAUUGAUUAAGUAAAUUAUGAUAAAUGGGGU
Molecule: messenger RNA, 1534 nt
Organism: Lactuca virosa
Lineage: Eukaryota; Viridiplantae; Streptophyta; Magnoliopsida; Asterales; Asteraceae
Source: the annotation of a GenBank genome assembly